AUGGGCGUUGGGUUAAUCAGAAGACGCAGAAGAUCAAGACAGCCCCGUUUGACGCUCAAGGUCGAGGUGCAGCAGGCGCGGAUCGUGACCGUGGAAGACACUCGGUGCAACCCGCUGUGUCUUGUAGUUACGAACGGGGUGUUCAAUCGGACCAAGCGGUUCAAGAAUACGUCGACGCCUAGCUGGCGCCAGACACUGAAGUUGGCGCUGCCGUCCAAGCCUUCGUCAGAGUGGCUCCGCGUUCUGCUGUACGACGACGUGCUCCGGUGGCAGGACAAUGGAGACAACUCGCUCGAACGCGGGCGGUACCUGUACCUGGGUGAAGCACGCUUCUCUCUACUGGAUCUGUUCCGAGGGGAAAAGGGCAAGUACAGCCCCGAGAGGAGUGCUGAAUGGGUUCCAUUUUACAGUGGUCGCACUGGUUACAAGGCUGGAGAAGUGCUGCUGGCGUUCAGUCUGGUCUCAUCUGGCAAUGAGCCGUCGACGAUGGCCGUCUUCCGGGAGUGGAGAAGUUAUCUUCUGGACUCGCUGGCGGCCAGGAGGAUUCAACGCAAGCAGGAAAUAGAACUCUUGGGUGAAGGCCAACGGCUCGCGGAUACCGAGGACGACGAAGGUGAUGACGACGAUGAGGACAAUGAAAACAUGCUGGGCUACACGUCCUUGUCUGAUUCUUCACCUGAUGAUUUUACGAAUUAUGAAGAUAUUAUUGAACACUCGAUGGUCUCCUGCUACAUCGAGGAUGAAGAAGAGGAUGAAGGAGACACAUUCGACAACGACGACUGGGAAUAUAUGGAUGACAUAUUUUAUGCUGACGAUAAAUCUUAUGGAACCGACCAGCAAGGCAUGGAGUCAAAAAGAUACAACCAGAACAAUGGCUCAGUUGACUCAUUCGCAUUUGUGCCCGAAGUGUCGACGACACCCUUCACCGAGGUAUCCGAGAGUUCAAAUGCAAAGGAGAAGGACAGUCAUUCCAGCGAUGAUACCGAGGGUACUGAGGUUAUGCUAUUUGGCCGUCGUAAACGGAAUAUGCGCAGAGCCCGGCCCAGGAAUAACGACUUUGAGAUCUCCAAGAAGACGCAUGCUAUGGGCGUAGCCUUCGUGGAAGUUAAACGAAUUCUAGACCUGCCCCCUCUCAGAAAUAAAUUUUCGACUACUUUUGACAUGGAUCCCUUCGUUAUUAUAACCUUCGGAAGACGCGUUUUCAAGACAUCAUGGAAGAAACACAGCUUGAACCCGGAAUACAACGAGCAAGCGGCUUUUGAGGUCUACCCCCACGAGAUGUCUUUCAAGCUAGACUUUCGUGUCCUCGAUAGGGAUUCUUUUUCUUUUCAUGAUAGAGUGGCGGACGCAAGUGUUGAUUUUAAAGACGUCAUAUCGCGGAAGUCGACCAAUGGUAUAUGUCACUGGGAUCUUGAAGUCCCACUGAACCUGAGAUAUAAUACCCUGUCAGAGACACACGCUUCAAGAAUGUACCUGAAGCUCAGUUUCUUCCCAUACCAUAUCUUGAAAAAGCAUUUCUGGGAUCAAGUCAUUAAUGCCGCGUCUACACUGCAGCACUUUGACGUUGUACAGCUUACGCUACUGUUAGAUGGACUAGGGCAUUUCACAGAAGAUGAGGUUAAUGAGUUUUUUUAUCAUUCGGGGAAGUCGCCUUGGUCAAAGGAUACUCUGCCUAAGGAAGUGAUUAUUCGUCACCUCCAAGAAUGGAAGAAUAGUAGCGCCUUCAGGAGAGUCCAGAAAUGCCCACUUUGUUGUCAACAGGUCAAGGCCACAAAAGCUCUACGACACUCAAAGUUAAAUGCAGAGAAUGACUUGAUCACGCAUUUCGCCAUUUGCAGCAGUGGCCAUAAAAAGCAAUUGAAACCGUCCUAUGUCUCAUCGGACUUUGCAUCGAAACGUUGGUUUUCAAGACUACUGAUCAAGUUAACUUACGGCAAGUAUGCGCUAGGCUCUAACAACGCAAAUAUCUUGGUCCAGGAUAGAGAUACCGGCAUUGUAAUUGAAGAAAAGAUCAGUGCAUACGUUAAAUUGGGUAUUCGCAUUAUCUACAAUGCGCGGGGGAAACAGUCAAAGAAGUUCAAGUCUCUAUUGCGCUCAGUGACAAUAAAGCAGGGCAAGAAAUUUGAUAGACCUGCGUCAGCCAAAGAUAUUGAACCUUUUAUCAAGUUCCACUCGCUAGAUAUGUCAGAAUGCCUUGAAACUAACUUUACGACAUUUAAUGAGUUCUUUUACCGGAAGUUAAAGCCCGGCAGCCGCACGCCGGAAUCGCCAAACCCAAAGGUGCUCCUAUCUCCUGCUGACUCCCGGUGUACUGUUUUCGCUACCGUGCGGCGAUCGAAGGAGAUAUGGAUAAAGGGUAGAACCUUUACCCUUGAAAAACUAACCGGCGGCCAAUUUCCGGAGCUUUGUAAUGAAAGAAGUUGCAGCGUGGGGAUAUUCCGUUUGGCGCCACAAGACUACCACAGGUUUCACUCCCCGUGUAAUGGCGUCAUUGGUAAACCCCAUUACAUCAGUGGCGAGUAUUAUACUGUCAACCCUAUGGCUGUGAGAACGGAAUUAGACGUGUUUGCAGAAAAUGUGCGAGUUGUGGUUCCAAUCAUAUCGGAGGAAUAUGGCACUCUAUUAUACAUCCCCAUCGGUGCCAUGAUGGUGGGCUCCAUUAUUCUCACUUGUAACCCUGGCGACAAGGUCAAACGGGGCCAAGAACUGGGUUACUUCAAAUUUGGCGGAUCUACUGUCUUGUUGGUGCUCCAGAGUAAAAAUAUUGUCCUGGACACUGAUCUCGUGAAGAACUCAGAGGAGAACAUUGAGACAUUGGUCCGCGUGGGCAUGAGCAUUGGUCAUACUCCCGACAUAAAGGAACAUUGCAGAACAAAGGUGCAUGUAAACGACAACGAGGAGCUCGAGCGGAUCAAGCGUACUAUUACAGUUACUGAAGAGAAUGCACAGAGUACCAACUACACGUCUUGGGAGUACCAAACACUAAAGAAACUAAAUGAGAAGGAACCAGAGUUCCAAGGUUUGUUAGAUAUUCUAACAGAGUGA
This is a messenger RNA of Eremothecium gossypii ATCC 10895, 3045 nucleotides long. RefSeq names its product phosphatidylserine decarboxylase 2 (gene PSD2). Gene Ontology annotation, biological process: phospholipid biosynthetic process. The transcript has a single exon. The record is from RefSeq and is marked provisional. NCBI's taxonomy places the organism in Eukaryota, Fungi, Ascomycota, Saccharomycetes, Saccharomycetales, Saccharomycetaceae. Gene Ontology annotation, molecular function: phosphatidylserine decarboxylase activity. The coding region runs from base 1 to 3045 and encodes 1014 amino acids.